Molecule: messenger RNA, 1786 nt
Organism: Paramormyrops kingsleyae
Lineage: Eukaryota; Metazoa; Chordata; Actinopteri; Osteoglossiformes; Mormyridae
Product: 5'(3')-deoxyribonucleotidase, mitochondrial
Biological process (GO): pyrimidine deoxyribonucleotide catabolic process
Cellular component (GO): mitochondrion
Molecular function (GO): 5'-nucleotidase activity
Source: RefSeq, a predicted model, not a curated record
AUAUUAUUAAUGAUACAGCAACUAUAUGUCUGUGGUUUACAAUUUCACAACUAACUUAUGUUACAUGUGCGUUUUCUUUUUAUCUAAAACUGACAUCGGACUGAUUAAAAUCAAAAACAGUGGCGAUUUUCAAAAAACAAUGUCAUUGACACAUCUAGUGUGACUGUCCUGAACAAUUCUGAAUAUGCUUCGGCACUCCUCAUUUGAGUACGUCUGCGCAAUUAACGCCUGCCCGCAUCUUAACUUAAAAAACAAGGCCUACUCCUUUAAGGGAGUUCACCGCUGCAGGAACGACAACAGGGUACUACCGGGUUAUCGCGUCUGCUGGGCAUUUCCUCUACUCAGGGUGUGCGCUGCGGUGUAGAUCCGUAGCCUUGCAGAGCACCGAUGUAUGGUUGAUCGGCGGGGCAUCGGGGCAGUUUUAUUAAGAGGCGCUCCGCCCUAAGCCGACAUUGCACCCGGUGUAAGCGACCCCAAAUGGACUGGUGACCCCAAAUGGCCAUUGAACAGCGGCUGCUGGAGCGAUGCACGUUAAAUGUCCAUAUUAAUUCAGCACACACACUGCAAAAAACGGCGUCAGAUUAUACACUCUGACUGCAUGCUGCACCCACUCGGUGUAGCAAAGCAAUAUAUUUAUGAUACGAUACUGUAUCUGACUGCCGUUAUGUUGGGCAUUUUUUUUAAAUCAAAUAAGUUUAGUUUGAUAAAUGAAACCCAGUCUUGUGAAAAAUAAGCCAACACUGCAGCUAUUGUUCACCGCUUACAAGUUCUGGUGGACUUUUGUGCAAUCCUAUCACUUUCUCCUGGUAUGUUCAUUUAACUCACGAACGGGUGCUUGAAAGUGGUUAUACGGCAGCUUGUGAUGUUUGCCCUGCCGAGGUUCCUGCGCUUCCUCCGGUCGAGAGGCUCGCCGGUUCCGCCCAGGUAUUUCUCCGGCGCACAUGGGACACCGAGCCGCCCCCCUUACACUAAGCGGCUUCGGGUUCUGGUGGACAUGGACGGCGUAAUUGCGGACUUUGAGGGUGGAUUUCUGAAGAAAUACCGUGCCAAGUACCCCAACGAGCCCUACAUCAGCCUGGAGAAUCGGAGAGGAUUUUGGGUCUCGAACCAGUACGGGGAACUGAGAAGGGAUCUCUGUGAGAAGGCCAUCAGCAUUUGGGAAUCAAAGAACUUCUUCAUAGACUUGGAGCCUCUUCCAGGAAGUGUGGCUGCAUUGAAGGAGAUGUCCAGCAUGGAAAAUACAGAUGUCUUCAUUUGCACUAGCCCAAUAAAGCAAUACAGCUUCUGCCCAUUUGAGAAGUAUGCCUGGAUAGAGAAACAUCUUGGCUGGGAGUUUGUGGAGCAGACCAUACUGACCAGGGACAAGACGUUGGUGUCCGGGGACCUGCUCAUCGACGAUAAGCCAGACAUUCUUGGCGUUGAACCCAACCCCACCUGGGAGCAUGUUCUUUUCACUGCCUGCCACAACAAGGACCUGCCCCCUUGCCCCUCCCGCCGUCGCCUGCUCUCCUGGUAUGAUGACUGGCGUGCCAUCCUGGAGAGCAAGCAUAGCUGCUCACCAUCAUAACCUCCUCAUGGGCCAGAGACACAUCCAUUUAUAAAAAGCAUUCAUCACAAGUCGGCAAGGAUAUAGAGAGAUCAUUGUUGGUUCUAGUCCCAAAUCCUACCUGCUUGGAUGCAGGUUUGUAACCUUGGAUUACAGUUGUAGUAUUUUAAAGAAAUGUGGAAUUCCAGAAUGCAAACCUCCACUGCCAAGUCCUGUUGACAACAAAACAAAAAAAAUGCA